Molecule: messenger RNA, 1805 nt
Organism: Centruroides sculpturatus (bark scorpion)
Lineage: Eukaryota; Metazoa; Arthropoda; Arachnida; Scorpiones; Buthidae
Product: sentrin-specific protease 8-like
Exons: 1
Coding region: 745-1395 (216 amino acids)
Biological process (GO): proteolysis
Molecular function (GO): deNEDDylase activity; cysteine-type peptidase activity
Source: RefSeq, a predicted model, not a curated record
GAUGAUAUUUUUUCAGCUCAUUGCAUCAUUUGCCAAACCUUAUUUAGUAAAUGCUUUAAUUCCAUUGUAUUUAAUAUAUGAUGGAAUUAAAGCAUUUACAAAGCAUGCCAAUUGAAAAAAGCAUGAAAAAAGAAGUUCAUCUUCCCAUUUACCUGCCUCUCCUCCCCCUGGUCGUCACAUCGGCCAACAAAGCAGUUUCCAAAAUUGGUGGCCCUAGAUGAUGAUAUGGGAUAAUUCUUUGAAUAAAAGGGAAUUAGCUGUAAUUUCUUUGAGGGUAGUGUUGUAAUAUUAAUUUCAUCUGAAAUAAGACUACAUAUUUAUUUUGUAGUAUACAAUAAAAGCAUGCAUAUACACACAAAUGGAGAAAUUUUGGGUUCCUUUCAAAAGAUUGAUUCUGGAUUUCCCAAUCAUUUUCCAUUCAUAAAGUUGAUGAUUAUUAACUAAUGAAUGUACUGUGCUCAUAAUGCAAAUCAUUACUUUUUUCUAAACUAAAAUAAACUUUAGAAGGUAUUCAGAAGAAUUGGAAUUGGGAGAAAUUUUGGUAUCGUCCCAUCACUAUUAAUAAUACUUUAUUUUGACUAAUCUUUUGCUCUUUUAUUUCUGACAUCAGAAUUGCAUCAGCAAAGAUUGACUGCACUUCGUGAAUUGGCAGAUAAACUCCAAGAAACUUCUUGGAAAUACCCCUCUAUUGAUCAACUGCUUGGACUAUAAGUAAUGUAAAAUAAAUAACUGUCAUCAAUCAAAAUGGCAUUCGGAGGAUCAAUAGUUCUAAGCUAUCAUGAUUCUUUGCUUAGAGAAUCGGAUUUGAAAAUAUUAUGUGGUCCGCAUUGGUUAAAUGAUAAUCUCAUUGGUUUCUGGUUUCAAUACCUAGAACACGAUUUAUAUCGAGAAAAUGCAAAUCAGAUAGGAUUUAUUAGUCCAGAAGUGACUCAGUUUAUUAAAUUAGGAGUGGUGGAAGAUUUACAAAAUACUUUGUCAUCUUUAAAUAUUACAAGUAAAGAGCUGUUAUUUCUUCCCAUCAAUGAUUGUUCUUUUCAGGACAGUCCUGGAGGGUCACACUGGAGUUUGUUAGUAUACAGAGCAAGUUUUCAUAUUUUUGAACAUUACGAUUCUCACACAGGCAGUGUUAACAGAUUACAUGCUGAAAAUGUUGCCAAAAUUUUAACACCUUUUAUACUUGAGAAAGGGGCCGAGGUGGAAGUUCUCGAAAUGGAGUGUACCCAACAACAAAAUGGUUUUGACUGUGGUUUACACGUUAUCUGUAAUACCGAAGCUCUCUGUCGGAAACAGUUCGCAAAUAAUCCCAACCACGUAUCUGAUAUUGCUUCUCCAGAAUCUGUUAGAAGAGCUAGAAGUGACUUGAGAAAUAUUAUAUAUUCACUUCAAAAGAAAUAAUUUGUUAUUGUGCUAAUGUACUUUUCCUUGUCUUACUAAUAUUUCAAAUUUAAUAUAUUUAAACUUUUCUUAUUAAAAAUUUUUGAUAUAAAUUUAAUAAUUUAAAAUAAUUAUUAAUAAUAUUAUUACCUUCUUAACAUUUAUAAAUUUUAAUGCCUAAGAAAGUUUCUGUUAAACAAUCAAAGUAUAAUGCUCAAUUUUUAAAUUUAUUUAUAAAUGUAAAAUUCAAAUUGCCAGUACUGAUAAAUCUUGAAUAUUUUGUUUAAUAUUUAUUAAACUUUGUAAAAGCACAAAGGAACUACUGUCAAACUUAACUUUUUCCAUUCUAAAUUAUAUUUCAUAUGAAAAAAAUAACAAUAUAACAAAAUGCUUUAAAAUUUCUUCCAAUUUCAGCUCAAAUUCAAUUAAUA